AUGGCUACUCCCGCACAUAUAAUGAUUGGAAGCCUCAAUGGCAAUUGGACCAUCAAUAGAAGUUUGACGGGCGAAACAGACCAUAUCCUGAAACUGCAAGGGAUUCCCUGGUUACUUCGCAAGGCUCUGGCAGUGGUAACAGUUCAUAUUAACAUUACAACAUACGAGACAAAUGAGUCUGAGACCGGGAAGCCCAUAACGAACAUCGAUUGCAAUCAAACCACGUCCGGGAGGCUAGCUGGUACGACUGAGAAACGAAGGCUGACUUGGGAAAACAAAGAGCAUGAGGACUACUUCUUUGGUAAAGUUCAAGGUCGGAGCGAGUUUGUCCAUGGUGCUCCAGAUAAGGGCGGUCAUGUCCGCCCGGAGUUUGAGUUGCAGAUUGAUGUAGAUGAUGCACAAGAAAUCAAGAGGUUUCUACGGGGUGAGACUCACAUUGAUUCUCGCGAUGGAGCAGGAUUUUUAUGUGAAGAGUCCAACGGCGCUUGGGUACAUACCUUUGAACGGAGCGUUUCUUCUGGCUGGGCAUCUGAGCAGAUUUGGGGUUUCGAAUUGAUCGAUAACAAACGUUAUUUCACCCGCCGGGCAGCUGUUGUUGACGCUGGAGGCCGAUGUUUGUGUGUGAGGCUCGUGCUUGACUAUGAACAGCCACAGUGA
Aspergillus pseudotamarii is the source of this 657-nucleotide messenger RNA. RefSeq lists its product as uncharacterized. The record is from RefSeq and is a predicted model, not a curated record. NCBI's taxonomy places the organism in Eukaryota, Fungi, Ascomycota, Eurotiomycetes, Eurotiales, Aspergillaceae. The transcript is spliced from 4 exons. The coding region runs from base 1 to 657 and encodes 218 amino acids.